AAGAUAACGUUGCGCGCACUAUUGUAAAAGCGGGAAAACCCCAAGGUUGCACAUUUCACCAACAUCUCUUGACGUGACAAGUAAACAUUUAAAUAUCAUCAUGUCUGGCCGUGGUAAAGGUGGUAAAGCUAAGUCAAAGGCUAAGAGCAGGUCAUCAAGAGCCGGAUUACAGUUUCCAGUCGGCAGGAUACAUCGUCUUUUGAGAAAAGGGAACUAUGCUGAGAGAGUAGGUGCAGGGGCACCCGUUUAUUUGGCAGCAGUGCUGGAAUAUCUCGCAGCUGAGGUUCUCGAGUUGGCGGGCAAUGCUGCCAGAGACAAUAAAAAGUCGAGAAUCAUUCCACGUCAUCUACAGCUAGCUAUCAGAAAUGAUGAGGAAUUGAACAAGUUGUUGUCUGGUGUAACCAUUGCACAGGGAGGCGUUCUACCAAACAUUCAGGCCGUCUUAUUGCCAAAGAAAACUGGUUCAGCCAAGGGAGGAAAGGCGUCAUCACAGAGUCAAGAGUAUUAGAUUAUAUUGCUGUUGCGGAAUCCAGUCAUUCACCACAUCACAGAUCACAGUAGUUUUCAUCAUCAUCAUCAUCCCCAAGCAAUAGAAAGACGUAUCUGCCAAGUGAUUUUAUUUUUAAAGAGCAGUUUUAACACAAAAGACAAUUUAAGCUUCUACAAAGUGAUAGAUGUAUUUCAGACUGUAUCUUGUUGCAUUUGUUCUAAUCCGGUUCUGGUUCACUUCACACUUUGCUUUCUGUUCUAUAUUCUUCUUUUCUUUUAAAUAAAUGUCAUUGAAAUUUAAAUGAAAUGUUUUGUCAUGUCAUUAUUUCUAAGACAGUUUGGUUUGGCAGUA
This is a messenger RNA of Mercenaria mercenaria, 841 nucleotides long. Its product is annotated as histone H2A-like. Gene Ontology annotation, cellular component: nucleosome. Gene Ontology annotation, molecular function: structural constituent of chromatin; DNA binding; protein heterodimerization activity. The transcript is spliced from 2 exons. The coding region runs from base 101 to 508 and encodes 135 amino acids. The record is from RefSeq and is a predicted model, not a curated record. Lineage: Eukaryota; Metazoa; Mollusca; Bivalvia; Venerida; Veneridae.